CGGCCCAUUAAAGUUUUUUUUUGUAACAUUACGCUCUUUUACACUUUCUACAGUCUUAUCGGAGCCGAGAAUGGAUCACCGGAAGAACGAUCACCGGCUCCAUCUCCUCUGGUUCUUCGCCGUAUCAACCACCAUCAAACUCCUCCUAAUCCCAUCCUACAGAAGCACAGACUUCGAGGUCCACCGUAACUGGCUCGCCAUCACACACUCCCUCCCUCUCACCAAAUGGUACUUCGACGAGACCAGCCAAUGGACGCUCGAUUACCCUCCUUUCUUCGCUCACUUCGAACGCUUCCUCUCCUUCUUCGCCUCUCUCGUCGACCCCAAGAUCGUAAAUCUCCACUCAGGUCUCAAUUACGCCGCAGACUCCGUAAUCUACUUCCAACGAAUCACCGUUAUCCUCUCGGAUCUCUCCCUCCUCUUCGGUGUGUACAGAUUGACUCGAAAGGUUGAGCCUUUGAAGCGGAAUCUGAUCUGUGCUUUGGUGGUUUGGUCUCCGGGGUUGUUGGUUGUGGAUCAUGUUCAUUUUCAGUAUAAUGGGUUUUUGCUUGGGUUGUUGUUGUUGUCGGUUUCGUUUUUGGGAGAUGGGAGGGAUUUGGUUGGUGGGUUUUUGUUUGCUGUUGUGUUGUGUUUUAAGCAUUUGUUUGCGGUUGCUGCUCCGGUUUACUUUGUUUAUUUGCUUAGGCAUUAUUGUUGGGUUGGUUUAGUUACCGGUUUGAGACGGCUUGUGACUCUUGGUGUUGUGGUUGUGGCGGUUUUCGUUGCGGCGUUUGGUCCGUUUGUGUACUAUGGACAGAUACAGCAAGUGAUAAGUAGAAUGUUUCCAUUUGGGAGAGGAUUGUGUCAUGCGUAUUGGGCACCUAACUUUUGGGUUUUCUAUAUAAUACUCGACAAAGGUCUUGCCUUUACGCUACGGAAGCUCGGGUUCGAUGUUCAGGUUCCUUCGGCUUCUUUCACUGGUGGUUUAGUUGGGGACUCUUCACCGUUUGCUGUUCUCCCUCAGAUCACGCCAUUGACAACAUUUGUAAUGGUACUACUCGCUAUUACCCCAUGUCUUAUCAAAGCUUGGAGGAAACCGCAGCCUGGGCUUGUUGCUAGAUGGAUAGCUUAUGCUUACACAUGUGGUUUUCUGUUUGGAUGGCAUGUCCAUGAGAAAGCGUCGCUUCACUUCACUAUCCCACUUGCAAUCGUUGCAGUGCAGAGUUUAGAAGAUGCUAAACACUACUUUUUGGUUUCCAUAGUUUCUUGCUACUCGCUCUUUCCACUCUUAUAUGAGCCGCAAGAAUACCCAAUCAAGGUUCUGCUGCUGUUACUUCACGCCAUGGUAAUGUGGCUAGGCUUCUCGGCUCAAUACUUAGACGAGAAGGGGUUAAAGAAUAAGGAGAAAGCUGGUGAAAUCAAGAGCAAGUUUGAGAUUGGAUGUAUUGAGAAAGCCUAUCUGAUGGGUUUGGUUUUAGUAGAGAUAGUAUCUCAGUUCUUGCAUCCUUAUUUUCUAGGUGAUAGAUUUACUUUCAUGCCUUUGAUGUUAAUCUCAACCUACUGUGCCGUUGGUAUCAUGUACUCUUGGAUUUGGCAGCUUCGUAAGAUCCUGGCAUGACAUAGAUUUUUGUUACUUGAGGCGUUUGAUUUUAAUACUAUGUUGAAUCAUGUAAUCUACACAUGUAGUUUUAUUUAUUGUUCUCACAUGACUUGUGAUUUUGUCUUGUUUCUAUCUAGUGAUUUAUUUAGAAGUCGC
Eruca vesicaria subsp. sativa (arugula) is the source of this 1735-nucleotide messenger RNA. Lineage: Eukaryota; Viridiplantae; Streptophyta; Magnoliopsida; Brassicales; Brassicaceae. The record is from the annotation of a GenBank genome assembly.